This is a messenger RNA of Akanthomyces muscarius, 1326 nucleotides long. RefSeq lists its product as uncharacterized. NCBI's taxonomy places the organism in Eukaryota, Fungi, Ascomycota, Sordariomycetes, Hypocreales, Cordycipitaceae. Gene Ontology annotation, molecular function: glucan endo-1,3-beta-D-glucosidase activity; 1,3-beta-glucanosyltransferase activity. Gene Ontology annotation, biological process: carbohydrate metabolic process; cell wall organization. Gene Ontology annotation, cellular component: extracellular region; cell surface; fungal-type cell wall. The transcript has a single exon. The record is from RefSeq and is a predicted model, not a curated record. Bases 1 to 1326 code for a protein of 441 amino acids.
AUGCAUCUGACCUCCACCCUCCUCGCUGGCGCCGUCGCCGUCGCCUCGGCCGCCGCCGACAACAACUACCUGGGCUUCAACUCGGGCGCCACGCUCGCCGACCGCUCCGCCAAGUUCAAAAAGGACUUCGAGGCCGAGUUCAAGACGGCCCAGGCCCUCAACGGCGCCCCCGGCAAGUUCAACGCCGUGCGCCUCUACACCAACAUCCAGGCCUACUCCACCGACGACCCCAUUGAGGCCUUUGAUGCCGCCAUCGACACCGAGACGUACAUGCUGCUCGGACUCUGGGCCUCGGGCACCGACAACAUCGACAAGGAGCUGAGUGCCCUCAAGAAGGCCCUCGACAAGUACGGCUCCAAGUUCACCGACCUUGUCAUUGGCGUCUCCAUCGGCUCCGAGGAUCUCUACCGCAACUCCCAGACCGGCACCAAGAACAAGGCUGGCGUCGGCGCCGACCCUGACGUCAUCCUCUCCUUCAUCAAGGACUACAAGAAGGCCUUUGACGGUGGCGCCCUAGCCAAGGUCCCCAUCGGUCACGUUGACACCUGGGACGCCUGGACCAACAGCACCAACAAGGCCGUCAUUGACGCCGUCGACUGGAUCGGCGUCGACGAGUACCCCUACUACGAGAGCGGCAAGGGCAACGACAUCAAGAAUGCCGGCAAGCUCUUCGACAAGGCUUACGACGCCACCCGCGCCGUCGCCAACGGCAAGCCCGUCUGGGUCACCGAGACUGGCUGGCCCGUCACCGGCGAGAAGUGGGACGAGGCUGAGCCUUCGGCCGAGAACGCCAAGUACUACUGGGACGAGAUUGGCUGCCGUCAGCUCUUUGGCAAGACCCCUACCUUCUGGUACAACCUUCGCGACUCCAACCCCGACAACAGCAUGAAGUUUGCCAUUACCAAGGACCUGAGCACCACUCCCCAGUUCAACCUGACCUGCCCCACCACCUUUGACACCGACAGCAGCGAUUCUUCCUCUUCCUCGAGCUCCAGCGCCAGCUCCGGCUCUAGCACUGCCAGCUCCGGCUCUUCUGGCUCGUCGGGCUCGUCCACCUCGGCCUCUGUCCCCACCAGUACUAGCUCAUCCGGCUCCGGUUCCUCCGGUUCUGGCUCGUCCGGCUCUGGCUCUGGCUCCUCUGGCUCUGGCUCGUCUGCUGCCACUUCUGGUUCUGGUUCUGGCUCUUCUGGCGCUGGCGCCAGCGGAUCCGCCAGCGGCUCUGCUCAGCCGACCAGCGUCAACAAGGACUCUGGCGCCGGCAAGAUGGCUGCCUCGAGCUCCGUUGCUGGCAUCCUUGCCCUCGUCGGUGCUUUCUUCCUGCUGUAA